Molecule: messenger RNA, 11907 nt
Organism: Formica exsecta
Lineage: Eukaryota; Metazoa; Arthropoda; Insecta; Hymenoptera; Formicidae
Gene: east
Source: RefSeq, a predicted model, not a curated record
UUGUAACGCGAAGUCAAGUUAGCGCGCACGUACUGUAGCUAUAGAAGCUAUAUAGACUAUGGACGAGACGAGAAAAUGUAAAUGAUAUUGCAGGAGCCCAAUGUGGGUGGAAGUGAGAUGGCAUCCAGGGAAAAGAAACCCUUAGCGCCUUCCAAAUCAAAACAGAAGGCGAGUAAUGACUCUGGCUUGCCAUCCAAUGAGGUCAAGAAUAAGAAAGGCAAGUCAUUGCCGAAUAUAAAGCAGCAGCAACUUGCGCAAGAGAUUUUUGAUACAGUAGCAACAGGUAGUCAGCUCUCUGUUAAAGUAGAGGCAAGCUUGCGGAAUGCCCUUAAAAAUCUGAAACGCAAACAGAACCUAAGAGCAGCCAAGGCAAAUCUCAUUAAGUCCAAGGUUACCAAGAAAGUGACGAACAAAAAUAUACACAGGAUAGCUCCUGACGUUAAGAAGGGUGUUAAGACGAAAAGAGUUAAGCAAUCGGAGGAACCAACUGUUAAGACAGUCGAGGUCGCUUCUAAAUUCUCGGAAAAUCAGAUAAACAAUAGAGACAACGAAGGCAAAGGAACUGAAACACCAAGUAAAAGUGCCAAGAACAAUCUCAGGACCAAAAAAAUCAAAUCUGACAUUCAGAACAAAGAAGAGGCCAGUGCUACAUCUAGCAUUAAAGUUAGUCCAAAACUUGGCAGAAAGGGAAAAACGGCAGAAAGUCCUGAUUCUUUGUCCAAGAGUGCCAAACCAGCAAAGUUAACAAACUUGAAGAAAAAUAAUACCAAGGACAAUCUCAUCAAAGUUGUAGAGGAUAAUAGAGAUUUGCAAAAGAGUGCAAAGAAUCGAAAGAGCAGUGGCAAGGAAUCAGAUUGCGGUAGCAUAAAAAGCAAUUCUAGCAUUGAAAAAUUUCCAAAGACAGUUUUGGAUGACAAGAAUUCUAUUGAUCUUACUAUAGACGAAGUUAUUGCUUCUUCGAUGUUGAGUGAUUCUGAAACUGAAAAUCAACAAAGCGUUACAGAGAAGACUGAAGGAAAAGUGACAAGGAGUAGGAAGAUGUUGAUGGAUGAAAAUAUUGUCUGCGACAUUGAAAUAAAGAAAGAGCCUGACACCGAUGACAUGAAAGUUACAUCGGAUGGAGAAUAUACAGAGACGGAUCAAGGAUUCCACUUCCAGAAUGCCAUUCAAUUGAGAAAGAGAUCGAAAGUCGGCUAUAUCGAACAUAUGUCUCAAAGAAGCUUGAGAAAUGGAAAACAACGACAAUUGUCAGAUUCGGGAAACUCCGCAGAUAAUGAUUCUAAAAAGCGUCAUACAUUAAACUCGGAUGGGACUAAUAUCUCGGAUAAUUUGAUAGAACAUAUCUCGGACUGUAAUACAAAUAUGGAUUCUUGCUUUUCGGAUCCCAAUUGUAACGAAUCUCAGACUACUGUGACAUCAAGUAAAGAGGAGAUUUGUUUGAAGGAUGAAGUGUCAAAGAGUUUUGAGGAGGAAACUGAUAUUGGAUUGGAAAUCGAGAAUAAUAAUAAUAGUGAUCGUAUGGAUAGAACAAGUGAAACGGGUCCGACAUUACGUUCUAAAACUAAAGCUAAAACUAUAGAAAACGAAGCAACAAAAGAUGACGAUGUUAAAAUUGAAGACACACGAAUAACGCCCAAGAGUGCGGAAGCACAAGAAGAUUCAAAGAAACUUAAUAAUUUAGAUCAGUCGAGAAAGGACAGUAUCUUAGUUAAACUUACAGAUAAAUCGAAAGGUCGUAGGAGUAGUUUAAACAUAGAUACGAAAAAGACAGUUAAUUCCUUUUACAGUACAGAUAAAUCGGAUGGUAAUUCAAAAUCUCAAAUAGAUCAAAUGAUUGAGAACAUUAAAUUAAAUAUUGCAAAGUCCAUCGAGAGCAAGAUAUUUGGUCCAGAGAAGGGUCUUGGAUUAAGUAAAAACUUCGAUGUGCCCAAAAUCGAAGAGAUUGUCGCGCCACUCAGUACAGAAUCCCAGAAAAUGGGAUUAGAGGACAAUACCGACGAAGACAGGUCCACCGUUACGAAAAACGAGAUCACGUCAGAUAGUUCGGAAAAUUCAGUACCAAAAGUGGCCGAUACUGCCAAAGAGAUUGAAGAGAAACUAGUCAAGUCUGAUAUUGGGGAAGCAGAGACGCAUUCGCAGAACAUCCAGGAGAACAGGGCCUCCGAUAGUGACAGAAUUAAUAAUGUACAUAAUAUUUGUGAAUCUACGUGUAAUAUAAGUAAUAAUAAUAAUAAUGCUGCAUCUUACAACAGUAUGGAUGAAUCAGAAAUCGAGAACGUUGGUUGUAGUACAGCCGGCAGUGCCUCGGUCAAUUUCGGUGAUAAUGAAUCGAAGACAUUGGACGAGAAUAAGAAGAUCGCUACGAGAAAGUCUUCGAGGAUCAGUGAUAAAAGUUCAGACAGCGUCAGUAAUUCCGAAGCGAGAAAAUCGAACAGGACACCGAGUAAAGCAAUCUCGAGAUUGGAAGAUAUUCCAGCGGAACAUGUACAAAGACCUACAAGUGAGGGCACGAUUUCAGAGGACACGAUAUUCCAUCAGCUUUCAGAUGAUAAUGCUGCAACUGCGUUAGUAUCUGCAUCCCCUCGGCAAGAAGAAGAGAGACUUACGGAAAAGCAUACAGAAGCGAAAGAAUCAGAAACUUCUCUAAACAAUUCGGAUGAAUCAGAAACGCUGGAAAGUAUAUCUCGCGAGGUAGAGAGACUAGUAGCGGAAGACCAAUCUGCCAAGUUAUCAUUACCAAAUGCUACAAACGAUACAUCACUAAGCAAAGAAAUAAUUUGCGAUACAAUGGUAUCGGAUAAGGAAUCAGGUAUCGAAUGUGUAAAUAAACAAGAAGCAUCUGCUUGUUGCGACGAUAGUUCUAUGCCGUUAGAAUCAGCUGCCAAUACUAUAAACGAGAUACCGCGCGAGAGCCAUACGGAUGGCAAGCUUGCCGAUGCAAUCGAGAUAUUGCAAGAGAACGAUGUUUCCUGCAAAACAGCGCAAAGCGCGAAGCAUUCUAAAACAAAUAACGUAUCAACCACCGCAAACUGUGAUUCAAAUAGCGAAUGUAGCUCUGUAAAUUCUGUGCCUGUACGCACGUGCACUCCCGUUCCUCGGCAGAACGACGAAACCAAGGAUCGAGGUAACGACUGUAAAGAACUUUCCAACGAUUUAACAUCAAAUUUGGACAAAAAUGUUUUGGAGCAAAAUUCGGAAUCUAACGAAACAGAUUCAAGCAAUAAAUCAUCAGACAAUAAAGAUCCCGAGAAACAGAAACCUGCCAACCAGAAAAAGAGAAGAGUGUUACGAACUCGCGAUAAGAAGAAGAGACAACAAGUCGCAUCUCGCGGUCGAGAGUACAUUGAUGACGUAAAAGUCAAGGCAGAGGAAACUGUUGUGGAAAAUGUUCAAAAGACGCAAAAUUCCAGUCUACAGAGCGAUGCCGAUGAGGCGCCGCAAGGUUCAUCAGCAUUGGACAGGACUGUCGUUUCCGAAGAUUCUCAGAAGAUUGAAGAUACGGGUGAUUCACUCAAUAGCAAUGAAUCAGACGACGUCCUCGAAUCUCAAUCCCGUACCCGUCGCAGUAGAGAUAUGAAGAAACGCAAGGAGGAACCGCCGUUGUCCAACAACUCCAAGACCAAGCGCGUUAAGCGAGAUUCACGAAAGUCCGAUCAGCAGAAUAAAGAGGAGACUCUGCUGGACAACGAAGUCGCCAAGAUCAACGAGAACAAUAGAUCCUUCUUGAACAAGUACGCCGGUGCCGAACGUACGGACAGCUUUCGUGAAUUUUUCGCGGAGCACGAGCAGGACGGACUUGACAAGAAGGGACCCAGUGUGCGCAGCAAAUCGGAAAACGACUUAACGGUUGGCGCAAAGAGCUGCAAAAGCGGGAAACGGCAACUCUCGCGAAACCUGUCCGAGAAUCACGUGUCGAAACAGACGACUGACAACAUAGAUAUUCUGGAAAAUGAAUGUAAGAGUCCCAAGAUGCCGGAGCUCGUACAGAAGGAUUCCGAUGAGACUUCCACGUCUGGCGAGUCGUCUAAUAGCGAUAUGCCAAAGAUCUUGGAAACACCUGAAGACAAGGAAAGGAAAGAGUCGAUCUUGCGAACGUUGGGGCUAGAAUCCCUGGAAGAAGCCGCGAAGAGACUGCAAAAUCAGCAAAAAAUUAAAAAGGAGCAGUCGUCGGGCACUUUGAAGACAAUCUUCAAGAUAAAGGACAAAGAUAAGGACAAACGGGGAUCGCGAUCUCCAUUAAAGAUGAUCCUCAAACAACAGGGACGCGGGGACGGAGAGGGGGACUUACCCGAGUUCUACACCAUUCAAAAGGAGUUUGGAACCAGUGGUUUGGGAGAUAGCAGCUCUGGUGCGAACCGAAAGUUCACUACUAACCACAGACACUCUUGCGAUGAUGAUAAUGAAGACGCUACACCUAAGGAUCGUCAGUCGCUUGUUAUUCCAGAGAAAUCCUCCUCCUUUUCCAUUCAUCCUGGACGCGUAUGUGCCGAUGUAUGUUCCUAUUGCUUCGGCAAGUUUGGUUCCCUGGACACGCCGAUGCACCUAGCGCAAAUAAAAUCCGACGAAAGGCGAAAGAAGAUUUUGAACUUGGAGAGACAUCUUACGAAAGAUUCGUGUCUAUGCGAUGCAUGCUAUCGUCACGUUGAUAGGAAGGCGAACACUAGCCCGGCAAAUAUGCAGCAGAAGCCGCAGAAACAGCACAGACAAUUGAUGGUAUCAAAAUGUUCGGCUCGCGAAUGCCGGGAUCCUGCGCGACAUCACGUUAAACGCCGUUGGUUGCUCAAGAUAAAAGCCGGUCUACAAAAUCAGGUCGAGAUAGAUUGGGAGUCAUGUCAGCACACUACGAUGUCAUUCUGUGUUAAUCAUUAUCAAAAGAUUGGACGCUUCUUGAUGUGCGCGAUGUGCAAACGCCGGCUCGCGCGAACGCACACCCAUCAACUGACUAGCGCGGAGAUCGAUGAAUUGAAUCAGCUAGUCGGUCAGCAAGGAAUCCCCGUUUCACUAACGGCCGGCAUGUUUGUAUGCAAACUAUGUCGAUACUUUACGCAGUUGCAGCUCAAAUACAAGGACCUCGAGAACAUGAACAUGAAUCACAGGAACUUCUGUAAGAGUUUUCGAAAGCGGGUCUUGCAUUACCAUGGAAUCGAAGUGGCCGAGGACGAGGAUGAUGAUUCGUCACAGCAGACGAAUCAAAUCAAGGAUAAGAAGAGUAAGAAGAGCACCAAAAGCGCGCAACUGAAAAGUGGAAGUUCCAAGUCCCCGGAACACAUGACGAGCGAUACCUCAGAGAAGUCAACGCCGGAACCGAAUAAGAACGAGAGUGUGGGAUGUUCAAGCUCCUGCGAGAUGGGUGGCGAGAAUCGCGCUGCGAAGGCGAGCAGCAACGAAAACGGCGGCACGGAUAUUCAAUAUCUCAACAGUAUCGAGAGCGCCGUGGAAAAUCUGAAGAAGCGUAAGAUGCUCGAUAUGCAUGCAUACACAUCGACGGCCGACGGCGCGACGACGGCGAGUGAGAUGGUGGAGAUUCUCGGGAUGGAUAACGAGGUUACCCUGACGCGACUGCCGAAGAGGCCGAGACUCAAUAAUAGUAACAACAACGACAUAACGCCCGUAGUGCAGAGACUCGGCGCGAAUCCUUCCAUAAGCGUACGCACGCUUUUUCCAGGCGAGGAGGAGAUGAAUCUUCACGUCAACAUUGAGUUUCAGAACGUACGCGAAGUAACGCCGCAGGGAUGGGAGAAGUGCGCAACAAUGAUUCAGUAUGAUCGCGAAACCAAGCAUCUCUGGCAGCAAUUGCAGCGACCGUACGGCAAUCAGAGCUCUUUCCUACGACACCUGAUCCUUCUGGAGAAAUACUAUAGGGCUGGCGACCUGAUACUGGCGCCAAACGCUUCGCGGAACGCAAUCAACUACUCAACGUCGGUACAGAACAGACUGAUAUCAUACGAGGGCCCGGAAAAGAUGGACGAACCGAUAAUGGAACCGAUUGCAGCGGAAUACAAUUCGCGCCGUUUAAGUGGUGGCUAUAUGUUGGAAAAGGAUAGACUGUCAAUGCCUGGCACAAGUUCGAUGUCUAAACCAUCAACUAGCGGCAGCGGUGUGAUGUCAUCGCAUUCGACGAAGAUGAAUUCACCGCGGGUACUCAAGCUCAACUCGGGGGUGUCGAUUAUCAAAAAACCGCCGCCCAAUCUGCAACGAUUAAGCCUGCCGUCCACCAGUGGUGGCGGCGGAAUCAUCGGUACUGCAACUGCGAAUGGCGUUAAGCGGAAAGAUGGACAAAGUCUAUCCUCUGCUUACAGCGGCGGCAGCGGCAAAGUGUUUCAAUUAAGCGAACCAGACCUGAAGCGGAUGCAGUCGCUCAACAAACGGCAGAAACCUAGUGACAGACAGUUCGGUGCCGGAACGAAUAACGGAUCGAUCGGCGGUUCAAGCUCGCCGACAAGCAGCAAUGUCAGAUCGCAUUACCAGAAGACGCAGAUCACUACAAUUCCCACUGGCCACAGCCAACAGUUCCAGAGACACUUGCGGAUGCAACAGGAGAUGCUGAGCCGUCAGAGCCGCGGCGAUUUCGAGCCGCUCAUCUGCGACAUGACGCGUUCCGCUGCGAACGAAAACAACUCGACCGGCCAAAAUCUUAUACAGAAUCUUAAUCUGCCCAAGUCGAUCCAGGUAACGACUAAGCCGACGAUGACGUCGUCAACGAACAGUCCGAUUCCGAUUUUGCCCAAGAUCCCAAAAUCGUUGACGGUAAUACCGCAGACCGUCACGAGACCUGCUGACAAAUGAGAGAACGAGAGACGUAAGUAGGCAUUGUUGAACACACAAUUUUUUAUCUUCCUUUUCGAAGGAGAAGACAUAGUGCGGCGAGUAUGAGAGAUCGAUUUGCACAUGCGCUUUUUUUACGCGCCCGAUCGAAAUUGCCGCCAAAGCAAGACAAAAGAUGAUGAUGAUCAAUGCUCGGAGAGCAGUUUUUGCCUUACGUGAGCGCAUCGCGGUAUGCACUUACCGAGCUUGAACGCUCAAAAUAUACACAUAUAUGCAUAUAUACAUACAUACACAUACAUAUACGACACACAUUGAUUUUGGAUUACGGUUAAAAUGAAACAGAUUACAGACGAUUUAUAUUUGUUGCAUCAAUCGUGAUCACCAACUUGUAAAUAGAUUAUAUCAUAAUUUGUUCAAAUUGUGAAACACUUCGAGAUUCUAACAAUAUCAUACAUACAUUAACAACCAAAACUUUAUUAUAAAAAAACGCAUUAACGAAAAACGUGUUGAACAAUGCUGUUUCCACGGAAAGUGCCUAAAGUGACGAAAGGCAGCACGGAAGUUAUUAAUAUUAUCUGUAAUUAUGCAAUUUCGCACAGUCAUUACAGAUGUCAAUAUCCAAAGUCCUCUGGUAAAAUGUUGUAAACUGUAAAGAUUAUUUUAUUGAACUUAAUUUACUUUUACUUAAUUUUUUUGAUCGAUAUACCGGACAUAUCUAUUUUUCAAAAGCGGGGUAAAGAGAAGGAUAGGAAAGGGAGGCACAAAAUAUUCAAUAUAUAUAAUUCAAUAUAUAUAUAUAUUGAAUCUUAUGGCGAUUCUUAACGGUAGUUCGUUCUUCUUAUCGGGUCUGAAGAAAAGAUUCGAGUUAUUAUUAAUUCAAGUUCAAAGCUGCAUGCGAGCGAUACUAUACACCGGAAGUCAUAUAUUUGUCUACGCAGAUACCUUUUCGGGCAUCUAUACGACGACGACCUGAACAAAUGUAUAUUGUAAUAUUGGCCUGCUCGAUCUUUUUAAAAGCAUAACAAGAAUGUAAUUAAUUAAAUAACGAUCAGUAUCUUUAGUCUAAAGUUGGUCGUUGAUGAGCGCCGGUAUUAGCCGCAUUCUGGCAUUCGCGCAUCACCGCCACGUCACGUUCCUGUUAACACACAUGCGAGAUUCCUUCGCACCGUUUGCAUUAAACUGCCGGCAGAAAGUUCUUUCCAUUCACGUCAUGCAAGAGACUGCGAGAUAAUGCUUCAAAACGAUUCGUAGUGUGAAUUAUAUCUUUAAAAAAAGAAAAAAAAUAUAGAUAAUCGCCUUUUUUCUGUGGGAUAUAGAAGCAAAAUUCAUACUUUUUCUACACUGCCCAAUAUAUUUAUGACCAAGAGAAAUAUUUUGCAGAGAGAGAGAGAGAGAGAGAGAGAGAAAUUUGAAUGACUUAUGUGGAUCUUAAAAAUAAUAGUAAAUAUAGAACUAAAAAUAAGAGACAGAAUAAAAUUGCGUUCGUAACUAGAUAUAAAAAAAAAAGAAAAUUAGAAAGUGUGAGUUUUGCUCGUAUAUCUGUUACGUUUGCAUCACUCUAUAAUACCCUGCACUAACAAUCGUGUGAAAUUCCAUAGUGGAAAAAUUUUUACCACAUCUUUUAUAUCACGGAAAAAAAACCUGUCAUUAUAUUACUAUACUAUGAAAUAUUAUUUGAAUCAUGAUUGUCGUAAAAUCGUUUUAUUUUUAUACAUUUGAGCAUUGUUCAACCGAAUAGAAAUAGAGAAUAGAUUGACGAUGGGUAUACGAAAUUUUACGCGUUUCCACUUGUUUUACAGAUCAUAAAAGAAUGUUUGUUUAUAUAUGCAUUCUCAAAUUUUAUCAUGUAUUAUUUAAUCAAAUAUAUUAUACAAUUAUAAUCUCUCAGUUAUAUUAGUUAUAUCUGUUAUUAAGAUGGUGUCAUUAAGAUUAUCUCAACUGCCUACAAAUCAAGUAAAAAUACGAUAUAACUAUUUUACAUCUCAUUAUCUUAUAACUAUGUAUAUAUUACUCACAUUUUUUUUUUGCGUACGUAAUGCACAAAUGAAUGUCUUAGUAUAUUAUUUUGAAACGUACUUGUACAAUUUUAAUUUUCCUUCGAGGUGUUUCAUGUUUUCAUAUCUGUGGAAAAAACGAUUCCUCCUUUCUCUGAUCCAAUUUAAUACAGAAAUAUUCUUUUAAAAAUUUAAGAAGCAAUAGAUAUUAUACAUUAGACGAAUAUGCGAGAGUAUGUGUUUUAUUAUAAAAAAAUAUUCACCAAACGACUAAUGCAUAUGCUCAUAUAUUCAAAGCACACACAUAAACAAACACACACACACACACACAUACACAUACAAACAUACGUUUAUAUAAAUCACGCGUACGCGUGCACGAAUGUACGAAUAAAAACAUAGGUAUUACAUGUAUAUUGACUAUAUAUAAUACCGCGUUAUAAAUAAAAGAACUCUUUAUAAAUAUGAUAUAUAUAUAAAAUAAUAGACAUAAUAUUAUAUAUAUAAUAUAAAGAAAAGUACGUGUGUAACGGUAUACACACAUACAUACAUACACACACGUGUUAUACAUAUAAAUGCUUUAUUUUACUAAGGAUAUUUUUGAUAUAUCUAUAUAUAAUAAAUAUAUGUAUAUCGAAUUAAAGGAAGGAAAGCAAAUCACUAGCGAUACGAGUGAUCGAUGAAUAUAAGUAUUGUUAUAUCGGGACUAUGCGGGGUGUGAUUAUCCGAAAUCGCAAACAGCUUAAGGUGGAGUGUGCCGCAAAUAUAUAUAAUGAUCAUAAAACAUGAGAGAGAGACUAAUUGCAAUACACAUACGGAAGAUUGAUAUCGAUUCACGGAUGUACAUGUGUCCCCAUUCUGAUUUUGUUCGCCAUUCUCACUAUCAAUGAAAUUUCGGCUUCUUAUGUAAUUUGUUAUCAAUAAGAAAUCGAUCGCAGUGAUUUUACAUCGUGUUCAACAAUACUGUUUCCAUUUUAUUGCUUUAUCCUUAUACAAAUUUUCUAUUUGAAAUUUUCUUCAUUGUGGUUGAGAUAUUUAGAUAAAUCCUUCCGAGAGAUAUAAAGUAUUUGUGCGUGUUAAUAUUUAAGAUUUGUUAUUUUAAGUAAUCUUGAUAUAAAUUACAAUUAUAUGAUAUCACACAGCACGUGUGCAUAAGUAUUUAUUAUUUUAAUGUAGAAAAUAUUGUCUUUUUUUUUGUAGAAUUAAUUCUUAAUUUUCUUAUGCAGAAUUUUCUUUUCAAAGUAUUGCUAUAUAUUAUCUUAUUGUUCCCUCUAUGACGCUUAGAAUGACUCUUUAUAGCUUUUAUUACAGUAAAAGCUGUAAAAAGCGCGAAAGCAAUGCUUGUUGUCAUCGACAAAAAUUUAUGAUUCCAUGCUAUUUAAUUAUACCAAAUCAAGUUAAAAGAAAUUUGACAAGACUUUUCUUUAUAUAUUUCAUAUGUGUGUACUUUUUUUAUAUUUUUGAUCAUUCAUAUACAACGAGCGAAUAAAUCCAAAUUGAAAAUAUAUCCUCGAGACACAUUAUCGUCGUGAGGAUAAUUAAACGAUCACUUGCGCUAAUUACACUCGAAUAUUUGACAUUUCUGAUUUACUCGCCAUACUUUGCAUGCGCCUAAUGUAAAUUCGUGGCACACUCCACGGUGUGGCCUCCGCCACGUAUGCACACGUGGAUGAUGCGACGCAGGAGGGAAAGAAGAGUUUGCGGAUCGCUAGCGAACGAGAACUGAGUUUAAGUUUUAAGAAUUCUAUUUUUCUUGCUGCACAGAAAGUGUAAAUUAAAAAUCAUAAACUUACCUCGAACGAUUUUGACUCUUGGUGAUCGAUUGCAUCGUCGUCCUCGAUCUAUAAUAAUUAUUUAAUAUUAUCAUCCACACGGAAGUAAAUUCAAACAUAUAUUUCUUAAAGAAAAGAGACAGUAACUUUCUAUUGUCAUUUACGGAUAAGAAAAAACUGAUCUCUGAACAUGUUUGUUGAUAGUCUAUGCGAAAAGUAAAUCAAUAACACGUUCGAAUUUUGAUGAUAAAUAAUACGUUUGAAGAAAUUUUUUUUCAGAUUUGUGUUUGGAUGAUACUUGAAUAUUUAUUUAAUUUUUUUUUUAUGUUUAUAGGCAAAAUGGCAGCGUUCGAGUUGUGCUUACUCGAUCUCGAUUGCUCAAGUGUUCAAUUUAAUUUCGACGUAAAAUCGUGGAUCCUAAGAGUCAAUAAACGUCCCGAGGAUGUUGGAAUGGGUGUGAUUUCACUCAAUUACAAUGAAAAAUUAUAAAAAUGCGAGUGAAUAAAGGUGCUGCUACGAUAACUUGAAUUAGUAUAUAAUUCAUUGCGCGCCCGCGAUAUAUAAUAUAUAAUAAUCACAAGUUAUAUCAGAUUUAAAUACAGACGUUUUAAAAAUGAAAAGAUGUGCUUUUAUGUAUGCGUGUGUGUGUGCGUGCGCGUGUGUGUGCGUGUGUACGUGCGUGUGUAUGUGUGUGUGAAAGAGAGAAAGAGAGGGAGAGAGAAAAGGCAAAUGUUGAAUGAGAUACAAUUGUAAAUGUACAGAGCAAAUCUAGGAUUAAGGAUGAAAUUAUUUUGUAAUAACAUAUUACGUUUAAUAUUAAUAUGUAUUAUUAAUUAUAUUCUGAUUUGCCUUUUCCGCAAAAGAGAAAAUGAUUUGCAAUAUCCCGAAAAUCGAGUUUGCUCAAUUGCGACUGACCGUCGAAAAACCAUAUUAUAUCAAUUACGUUUACAGUAGCAACAGCUUUCUUCACUCGCCGUUGUCUCACUUUUUUGGCGACAAGAAAUGCCGAUCGGGUAUAUAUAAACUUGACAUGAAAGAUAACCGAUUUGUGUGAUUGACAAUCACUUUGGCAGUGUGGAUCGCCCUUCGAGGGAUUCGAAUCGCAUAAUCCCGUGUUCUUGUCGCGAAGAAAGUGAAACGACCAAAAUAUCGCGGCCUUGACAACGAGCGGAUCUCUUCGAGGAGAGCGAAAAAAAUGAGAGUGCAAGUGUGAAAAAGCAAGUAUGUGAUGGAAAAUGGAGAAAGCGUCGCGUCACGCAAAAUGUUUCGAUGUUCUUUGCGUGUGCGUGGACGAGAAUAUUUUUCAGAAAAUGGUGAUAUCUUGCCUCUCGCGAGAGGUGAUAUUUUAUUAAAACACGUGGAAAAAAAAAACAAAAAAA